Messenger RNA from Cryptotermes secundus, 1027 nucleotides. RefSeq lists its product as uncharacterized. Lineage: Eukaryota; Metazoa; Arthropoda; Insecta; Blattodea; Kalotermitidae. The record is from RefSeq and is a predicted model, not a curated record. The coding region runs from base 5 to 427 and encodes 140 amino acids. The transcript has 2 exons.
UAGAAUGAUGCACAAUAAAUAUUUGUGCAGCAAAUAUUUCCUGGAAAGUGAUUUCACUACAGCUGAUAGGGUAGUGGUAGUUCCAGCUCCUGUCCCUUCCUUGAAUUCCUUGCCUCAAGAAGACUGUACUCAUGUUGUAUUUCCCACCACCUUCAAGUCACUGGGGCCAUCCCCUGUAACACAUAUUCCUAUCCAUGCACAUGGUCCUUUCACUUCCUUUAAAAUGUUUGAAGUGCAACCAUUACCAACAGCAGCCACCAACUUUUGCAGUGAAAGAAACCUCGUUUCUCCUAAGCCCUGUAAAUAUAAAUGCUUCUGGUGGGGAACUCAGGCAUAUCAAUCAUUGCAGCAAGCCACAACACUGUAUUGGCUACAGUGGGGUGCUGUGGAGAAUACCUGGCAACAGCUAUUUGAUGAUACCCUGUGAACACAUUUGAAGCUAUUCGUUCGUAGUCUGGUUUGAACAACAAUCCAACUGUGGGACAGUUUGUAGAUGCCCUGAAGACUAACAUCAUAAGUGCACUUGCUGUCAGAAUUCUGUGUGGAACUAGUUGUGAGGAUGAUGGUGCUACUGUUGUGUGUAACCUACAGUCAUUGUUCAGGGCACCUUAUGCUUCUUCACCAAAUUCGUCCGCAAGUCGUGGCAAGGAAACCCCUGAUGAAGUUCCUAAGUUUCCAUGUUACUCAACAAGUACAGAGAGACAUGGUUGCUGUAGUACUUGCUGGUGACAUGGAAGUGUUCUCAGUAGCCUAUGUCAGUGGUUCCAUUGCCAGACAGGUGCUUCGUGGUGUCAGCUGUGGUGCACGCAAGAUGUGCGUGAUAUCUGAAGUGCUGCUAUCAGCCAAUGUCUUCAUAUAUUUCAAGGAGUACAGAGACAGAGAACAGUCUCUCACCUGUCUUUCUGAGACGUUGGUGUGGAGACUGUUGGUGCUGCUGUAACUCUAAUGGAGUCUAUGAUGGCAGGCAAUUCAAUUCAUGUUGCAGCACAUCACAGCUGCCAUUAAGAGCACCAUUGACUUGGAGUGA